This is a messenger RNA of Oncorhynchus masou masou (cherry salmon), 1078 nucleotides long. RefSeq names its product general transcription factor 3C polypeptide 1-like. Gene Ontology annotation, biological process: 5S class rRNA transcription by RNA polymerase III; transcription initiation at RNA polymerase III promoter. Lineage: Eukaryota; Metazoa; Chordata; Actinopteri; Salmoniformes; Salmonidae. The transcript has 5 exons. The annotation marks the transcript as partial. The record is from RefSeq and is a predicted model, not a curated record. Gene Ontology annotation, molecular function: DNA binding. Gene Ontology annotation, cellular component: transcription factor TFIIIC complex.
UACACGUGCAACGUCACGAUAGGAACACAGUUGGAACGUUAGCUUCCAAAGAAAACAUACAUUUCUGCGUGAAAUGUGCUUGAUUUAACGUUUAAUUCAGCGGUUUUAAUUAAACAGGACACAAUGCAGAUGCUUUGAAUGCAUAUCGAACGGUACAGUAGUAGUUGGUCAUUUUUUAAACUUUUGAGUUACGAAUUUGCAGCGGAGCUAGUGAGCUAACGUUAGUUUGCUAGACAUGGAUCCGCUAGACAUAGUAACGGACGAAGUGGCGUUGGAGGGACUGGACGGGGUUACUAUCCCCUCUCUGUGGAUUCGGUUGGAAAAGAGGAACCCCGCUUUCCCACGGAAUCUUGACUCGUGUACUAAAGAGUUCAUUUGGAAAUCCUUGGUCUCGAACCACGAAGUCGACUUCUUCGAGCUGCCGCAAGAGAGAGCGGACGUCGUGCUCGUCGACCGGUUUGCAGACAUAGAUCCAGACACGGGGAUUCAGGAAGCAUCCCAUUGGGACAGAGUGGACUCCUACCCUGUCCAGAUCUUAUUGGAGGAUAAGAGUGGAAUCCAGGGCUCGUGUGUCUUCUUCAAGGAGAGGAGAAACGUCACCCCAAUCAUCCGCACCACCAACCUGACGCCAUGUGUAACGUUAGAGGACGCCUUCAAAAGGUGGGGGAGGAAGCUGGUAAUGGUGGCCUCCCAGAGGUUAAGGUUCAGGGUGUUAAUAGGUGACGGAGGAGACCCGGACUUGAAGCUGACUGACCACUCAUACUGUAUCCUGGAGAGGGUGGGGAGGGCCCGCUGGCAGGGAGAGCUACAGCGAGACCUGCACUCCUGCUCAUUCAAGACGGACCCGAGGAAGAUGCACUACUUGAGGAAGUCUCUGACACAGAAUGAUCUGAUCACCAUGCAGUCUCAUGUCCUCAGACUGGCCAGCGGAGCACAGCAACACUCCAUACUGCUCCUGCUCAAACGCUUCCACGUCGACCGGCGUAGUAAGUAUGAUAUCCUGAUGGAGUUGACCUCUAACCUCCUGUCAGAGGCGCCCAACCACACAGCCUCCAUGAUCACACUACGAGACCAACUG